This is a messenger RNA of Magallana angulata, 2002 nucleotides long. RefSeq lists its product as uncharacterized. The annotation marks the transcript as partial. The record is from RefSeq and is a predicted model, not a curated record. Gene Ontology annotation, molecular function: ubiquitin-protein transferase activity; zinc ion binding. Lineage: Eukaryota; Metazoa; Mollusca; Bivalvia; Ostreida; Ostreidae. Gene Ontology annotation, biological process: positive regulation of DNA-templated transcription. Gene Ontology annotation, cellular component: chromatin; nucleoplasm. The transcript has 3 exons.
UGACGGUUCGCUCUGAAUAAAAUGGCUCGCAAGAUAUGUAAAAGGCAUAUUGAAGAAAAUCACAUUAUGUUCUCGGCUUUAUUUGGUAACAACACGUUUUAUACCAUACUUUUAAAACAGUUUUAUAAUUCAAUACUGGAUAUCAAGAGAUGAAAUGGUUUUAGGAAUACUAUAAAAAAGGUUCCCUGUGUCUGACUGUGCUGUGUUCUGAGAGGUCAAAGAGAGAAUAUAUGUGGUUAUGACCCAGACCCCCCACAUCAUGGACACAGCACGCUCCCAAUACAUCACAGCAAGCUCCCCAUACCGAGUACAUCUGUGUUCUAAGUGUCCGGGGGACACAGCGUACCAUUGUGUAUCGUGUCCAUGUGAUCUGUGUCCCCAGUGUAAAGAGAACCAUGUAAAAGAUCUCAAAACAAUAGACCAUGAUGUUGUGUCACACCGUGAUAAAAUCAGCUACAUCCCAACACAAGAGAUCUGUGUGAGACAUCCUAGCCAUGUUUAUACAAAGUACUGUGAACCCUGUCAAGUUCCUGUGUGUGAUUCUUGUUCCGAGGACCAAUUGCACCGAUUCAGAAGUUUUCUCUAUGGCCAAGGACAUCAUGAAAUACUGGAUAUACAAACAGCCUAUAAAACAAAGCGACAACAACACAGAGGAACCAUUCACACCAUCAGAAGUGAUGCUCUUUUUUACAGACCUGUUCUCCUGACAGGAAUCAAAGCUGAUGUCAAAACCUGUCACACAGAAUUCUCCCCCCUUCAAUCAGUGAUGUUAACAAAGGCCCAGAACCUGAAGGAUCUCAUUGACAAAGUGGUAAAUGAUCUAUUGAACUAUGUGUUUUGUGACUUUGAUUUCAAACACAGAUGUAAAAAACAGAAGAUAAAAAUGAUCAGACAUAUUGGUAGACUAAGGAGAUAUGAACACAGAUAUGUACAGCCAGCAUUCACAUUCAGUGCAAUACAAUUCCUCUCAUUCACAAAGACAGCCCUCCGUAAAGACAUAAAGACAACCCUCCCCCAGAAACAUCUUACACUCCACACCAGUCAGCUCUCCAUGACUGAGUCAAUCAACAAGGAGGAUGUGAUGGAGUCACUGAGUGCAAUCCAAAUCACAGAGAGAGGAAACCGACGCGUAGGAAACCAAUGUCUGCUGAAACUGACGUCUGGUGCUGAGCUCCAUCAAUCUCUCACAGUGACAGAUGUUCAUCGUUGUUUUCACAUUUCCUGUGUGACAUCAGACCGGGUCUGGGUCAGUGAUUGGAAUACCAAAUUCAUAUUGACAGACACAACAGGUGUCCCUCUACAUCGUGUGCAGGAUUCAUGUAUUGAUUAUGAUAGAGGAUUACACACAGUGAACAGUGAGAGUGAACUGAUUUAUAUAGAUUGGGAAUAUAACAUCAACAAACUGUCAAAGGAUAUGAAAACAACCACCACAUUUAUAGAGAGACCAGACUCUUCAUGGGACCCAUGGUGUGUGUACUGGUCCCCGUCCACUGGGGAUCUACUGGUCGGGAUGUUUAACUAUGAUACACACACAGGCAAGGUAACCCGGUACAACCAGAGUGGACAACUCACACAAACCAUACUGUACCACGACACAGGACGGGGGCUGUAUAGUAAACCUCUCUAUAUAACAGAGAACAACAAUGGGGAUGUCGUGGUGUCUGACACUUGGUCUGAUGCUGUAGUGGUGACAGAGCGUGGAGGAAGACAUCGUUUCUCCUACACAGGACAUCCAUCAGGAUCACAACUAGAUCCACGUGGAAUCUGUACUGACGCGCUGUCACACAUCCUGGUGUGUGAUGGUACAACCGAAACAGUACAGAUGUUAGAUAAGGACGGUCGGUUCCUGUCACAUCUACUGACAAAAUCACAAGAGAUGCGUAGACCAUGUAGCCUGAGGUAUGAUGUCAACACUCACCGUCUCUGGGUCGGAUCAUUGUCGGAAAACAAGGUGUGUGUCUACAGGUAUAUCACCAGACAGGACGCUCUGACAGGUAAGUCU